GUGAGAUUGCGCUGCAGCGAACAACAUAUUACACAUGCGAUUCUUUCUCUUGUUUUAGCAACCCCUUUACAUUGCCAGUGCCAGAGAAAAAAAUCGUUCCAGUGUACUUAUAUAGGCUUUUACUAAUUUAACAUUUUCCUCACAUUAACAGGUGAACACUAUCUCCAAGAAAAAAACAGGUACAACGUCAACCUCGUACCCAGGAACUUUGUUCGGUCAGAGGCUUUGGUGCAAAGGCCCUGGGUACGAGGUUGGUACAACGUUUCUCCGAAAUUACUGUAAAUGACAUUAACCAGGCUAUGGUAAAAGUGAGAUAAAAUAACCAGAAAUGUUGAGUUAACCGAAUUACUUCUAGGAAACAGGAAUUUUUUAACAAAAUGUUUUUAGAGCAUACUUUAUGGAUGAUCCUGGAUCCACAAGGGUUUUAAGAAAUAUUCCUCUCUCUUUAGUUCAUGUAUAGCAGCAGAAGAUGAGCCUGUGUAUGCCACACACGGUGACUGUCAACCUGUAAUCAAACUGAAAAAACCAUUUUGUGAACAUUACGGAUUCAAACUUGAUAAAUACGUUAAUGCGUCGGUAGGUCAGCAACAGCUUUGGAAUAACCGUUUGUGGAAGCGACAGGAACAGUACUCCCGAGUAUUUUUUAAAGGGCAAUAUAUUUCAUCAUCACCCGAAUGCAUAGAACAGAUGCGCUUCGCUGGUUGUUAUUAUAUGUUUCCAGGGUGUGAUCGCAGCACAAGUGGGUUUAGAACGAAGAAAUUUUGUAAGGAGUCGUGUCUUCAUUUUACAAAUGAAUGUAGUACGUUUGUUGAGGCGUUGAAUGAAAUCUUUUUGCAAUACUAUCCAGAAAAAAAGGCUCUGACCAGUUGUUUAGAAAAAGCAUCAAGAAAUGCUGGAGACUCUCCUGAGUGUAUAUCUUAUGAUAGGAAAGAAAGUUUGAAAAAGGAAGGUACGUUUGGUCGCUCAGAAUAUCCGGUGCUUUGUCCGGUAGGCGUUCGGUCCGACGAUCAUACGGUUGGUUUGUCAGUCAUCAUUAAGUCAGCCUGUCAAUCAGUGAGCCAAUUGACCGGUCGGUUAGUAGAUCGGUCAGUUAUUAGUCUCUCAAUUUGUCUAUCAGUCUGACUACUACUUUUUUGUAGAUUGUCUGUACUUAAACGGCAGCAGUUACCAUGGUAACAUUUCAGUGACAGCCUCGGGUAUUUCGUGUCAAUCAUGGACAGAACAAUGUCCACAUCGUCAUACCAUGAACAAUACAUAUCGAGAACUAAAUAACGCUGAGAAUUAUUGUCGAAAUCCUCAGAACUCUGGACAACGACCUUGGUGUUUUACCACAGAUAGGAACAAGAGAUGGGAGUACUGUGAUAUCCCGAAGUGUAUACCAGGUAGAGAGUAAUAUUGCACUGCG
This is a messenger RNA of Paramuricea clavata, 1405 nucleotides long. Lineage: Eukaryota; Metazoa; Cnidaria; Anthozoa; Malacalcyonacea; Plexauridae. The record is from the annotation of a GenBank genome assembly.